AUGCUGAAGCUGAAACUCGAGAAGCACGGAGCCUCGGAGCUCACACACGGAGCACACGGAAGGACGACUCAGGGGGAGGUUGAGGAAGGGGAGUGCUCAGCCAGGCGUCUGUCCACAGCAGAGAACAGCUCCACGCCAUCGGACCUCCUGUCAGAGCUGAAGAGGGAAGAGGAGGUGAGCGCAUUGACCACAGUGCUCAUGGUGAAGUGA
Molecule: messenger RNA, 210 nt
Organism: Knipowitschia caucasica
Lineage: Eukaryota; Metazoa; Chordata; Actinopteri; Gobiiformes; Gobiidae
Source: the annotation of a GenBank genome assembly